UGUCUCCGCCCUGUUGGCAGUCCCGCCUCACUUGGCUCCGCCUCCAGCAGGGCUGGUCCCUCCCCCGGUGCUCGGCCAGUGUGUUCGGGCUGUAGUCGAGGUGACGGGAAGAUGGAGCGGCCGCUGCUGUCCGAUAGCCUGGCCAAGGUCACCUUUGACGAUGCCGCCGUUUAUUUCUCCGAAGAGCAGUGGCAGAACCUCGAGGAAUUCCAGAAGAAAAUAUACAAGGAGCUCAUAAAGGAAAUCUAUGAGACCAUGCUGGCUCUGGGGUAUCGCAUCCCCAAACCAGAGAUUGUGUGUCGGAUUGAGAGAGGAGAGGAACCCUGCAUUGAUAUGUGCAAAAAGCCGAAGCUCCAAGGAUCGCCGCCGGAGGGCACGCCCGCUGCUAGUAAAGACCCAGAGCCGGUGAUAAAGGUGGAGCGGGAGUCUCCAGAAGCUUCAAUCCCAUUCCAACCGGGCGAGAUCUCCUCCUCCCAGGAACGCAAUGGCGCCCGGUGUCCACGCUGCGGGAUGUAUUGUAACAACCAGUGUGGAGUGGGCUACCAGUGGAAUACCCAGGGCAUGUAUACUGUAUCCCCUAUGGACAGGAAUCACGGGACGCAAUAUGUCACCCCUCCACCACCCUACUUCAAUGGAAACCCAAUAUCUCCAGGAUUUGCCAACAACAGAGUGGAAGGAAUGUCGCACAGCACCUCGCCGAGGUCCGGCUACGGGAACGCGGGGAUGGUCCCACUGUCUCCGCACUAUGCUGGUUAUAGGAGUACUGGGGAUCACGGCUCGCAGUUCCCGGUGCCCGAUAGGUCUGGAAAUACAAUGUUUGCCAACUUCGAUCUUAACCAGCAAACGCAGAUGGGCCCACCGGGAAACUAUGGAGCUCCAGAUCAUCAGAAUAGGUGCAGGAAAGAACAGUACCCCCAUGGCCAAGAAGCCUCGUUCCAGGACAGGAGGAAUACAGUGGCCCCUUGCCCCAACUGCGGAGCGUUCUGCAAUAACCAGUGCGGGAUGAGCUUUCAGUGGGAGCAGAGGAGGCUGCACCAUCCGGUUCCUGGGGUGGCCGAUGGAGGCCAGGGAAACCGUUACGCAUCUCCUCCAAACCCCUACUUCAGCGGUGUCGCAAACUCCACAUUUCCAAAUGUGCGGCCUCCCGUCCGUCAUGGAACCUCCCCGGUUAAUGUUCAGGGGAACCCUGCAAUGAUUCAGUUGUCCCCACAAUAUGCCGGAUACCGGAGGCCUGGAGAUCCAAAGUCGCCCAACGUUAUGCCCGGCAAACUGGAACAUUCAGCAGCGAGUGCGGCCCACGGGAACAGCGCCCCAGCUUCUUCUCCCCACGGACCAAACACUUACGGAGCCAGUCCUGCCAACAGCGGCGGGUAUCACAGGAAGACUCAGUCUAUGUCUCCGCUGGCCGCCAUCGAAACAAUGCCAAUGUUUGCCACCAAUAACAGCCCGAACAAUGUUGUAGAACAGAGAAACCGGCUCUCGGCCCAAACUGUGACUAGCAGUGAUGGUAAUAAAGACAGGGGGGGCGCUGUGCCGCGCAAUACCAUCCGACGACCAGACAACGUUCAUUUCUCUGCUCAGGGUAACAGAGUUAAUAGAGUCUCGCAGCCAGUUUCACCAGCAGCUGGUAGCACAGGGCAGCCGAGAACAGGUGAGGUGUCCGGUAACAAGACCUCCUCCCCAUCAGUCAAUGCUUGUCCCACUGCCAGGAACACACAACCCUCUUCUUCCUCAGUCGUCAGCCAGGAGGUUGGGCGGAUGGGAGCAAGCGAAGGUCACGGACUUAAACGGCCAGCCCCCCAGGCGGCAUCUGACAGUGGUCUUCCUACUAAAAGAGCCAGCCCCCCAAUAAUCAUUGUUGACUCGCUAGUAGGAAAGCGCACCUUAACCCCGUCAAGUGGUGUGAGUAGCCAGGGUUCAGUUUGUGUCACACCUCCCACCUCCAAAGGGGGGAGUGUUCCUUCAGCUCCAGCCGCAUCCCAUGGCAACCAGGAUCUGAAGAAAACCACACCCCCUGAAACCAAAGAUGGUAGACGCCCCACCCCUCCAAUCACCAUCAGCAACAUCCGGAGUGCUGGAAUUUUUGUGCCUCCUUCGGCCAGACAUAAAAAAGAAGUGAACAAUGCCAAUUCCCAAAUAAUUAUUAUUGACGAUAAAGAUGGUGACACACCCGUGCCUCGCAGCUCCCCAGCCAACGCUUCAAAUCAUGAGGUUAGAAGUUCCACCUCGGGGACUCCCCCAGUAACCAGCUCCAAGAGCAGCGGAGAUCCACCCCAGUCUACCGUCACGAAGAUCUCACCUCAAGGAGUUCAACCGGCAGCCCCAGUUGUAGUUAAUAAAGUUCAGGUGCAACAGCCCUCCCCAAUCAUUGUUACUGGAGGUACUGGUCUCGCCAAUCAGUCCUUGCCUGUGAAUGGCAAUCAGAGUAUCAUGUGGACGUUUCCGGUAACCGUCGGCAGUUCAGGAAUUAUGCUGGCAACUCCUGUCAAUAUGAAGCAGCCCAACCGGCUGCCAAUAAGCAAGAACCCUAGGUUCGUACAACCGAACCCCGUUCCACUUAACGCCACAUCCGGGAAUGUCAACGCCAAAUUCAGCUCUAUGGCCGUGACCAACGUAAUUGGUCAAACUAAUCCACUCCCCAUGUCUGUGCCGCCUGGACAGGCAAAACCCAUUACGGUCAACGUCAACCAGACCGGGAAUAUGGGCGGUUCUCUAAACAUAAGGAACUCCAAUGUUCAAAAGGUUAACAGCGGGACCCUAAAAGCUGUACCGGUGACCACUGCCGGGAACCAGCCAGUGGCGCAGACGUUUCCUCUCUUUGUAGAUGCUAAUUCCGGUCUUAUUCUCACUGGUUCUGCCGUCCCCUCCAAGGAUAACGUCUCCUCCGGCAUUGGUAAUGCCACUGUGGUCACCGUUAAUGGGGGUGUAGUCACGGGAAAUGUCGGACCCGUUUCUUUAGGUGGAAAACUGUCCUUUAGGAACAUCACCCCUGUUAAUGUAAAUAAAAUCGGAAGCACCACAUUUUUUACAGUUGACCGAGCGAUGGGCAUAGGGAACGGUUCUCCGGUCACGCUCACAAACAAUGCCGCUAAUUUCAAUAAUAAAGGGACACUAAGCAUAAACAAUCCUACCAUCCUCACCUUAAAUGGCGGCUUGCCCAUCGGCAGUCAGGGGCCUGUCGGUGCGCCUAUAGCCAAAAUCGCUUCUGUUAACACUAAUGGCACUUUGCAGGUGGCCCCAAGCUCCGCUCCCGCUGUUGUAGGUGGCGCAGGUCAGCAGAAUAACGGGAUGAUUAUAAGGAGAGUCGGAGAUCCCAGCGCGGUAACCCAGCAGCCCAGCGCUGAGCAGGCACCGGUUUUAGUGGAGCGACUGUUUAAUUGCAGCGAAUGCGGGGAAAAGUUUAACUCCCUCGAGAACUUGGCUUCCCAUCAGUCUGUCCACAAGCAGCCAGGCGCCACGCCAGACGGAAAGGCCGGCCAGCCCAACGCCAAAGGCGCAUGUGAAAACGAAGGUCUUCCAGGAGCUGUAGAUGAGGACGCUCCCACCAUCCUGUACACCACGCAAGGGGACGAUGGGAGCACGGUGUACGUGGUUACGGUGUAGACUCUACAGCCUAAAGACAUUAGAAUUCAUACUAUUCGUUUUUGUAGUGUUAUAUUAUUUUUAGUUACUUUGUUGUGUUUUUUAAACUUUCUAUAUGUGUAAAAGUUUCUUUGUUUUAAGCGAAAAGAGAUGUUGUUAGAAAGUCGGAUUUGUAGUGUACUGUCUCGCGGUUACCUCCAUGAGCGUAGUCUAGAAGUAUAUUGUAUGUUCCAUAUCGUGGACACGGACGUUAUAGUCUUGGAUUUAGGUGAUCUGGCUGCUGUUGGCGGAUUCACCGGAAAGGGAAAACUUAGAUGUAGCCUAGAAAACAUGUAAAAAAUGUAAAUAAUUCGGUAUAGAUUCACUUCCAAGACACUUUGUAUUAAUAGCACGUUAAGGAUGUCUAAUCUGCUAUAACCCAGGACAGUUUGCUAAUUGUAAGUGUAAUGCUUUAGGUUAGGAUUCCGCAACUCGUGGCUCUCUGCCUGGGGUGGAACUGGAAGUCCAUCACACACUGCUGACUCCACUCUGUUCCUAUGGCAUGACACCUGAAAGAUCCAUUCCAGAAGUAAUCCCUAUGCAUUAUCAGGCUUUCGUAGAGGGAACUGCAUACCCACAUCAAUCUGUUUGCAUGAUCAGUGUUGCGGGCCUUGCCCUGGGGCGAUAGCCGUGAUGAAGUAGGGUUGGCUCUACCAACUGCACUUUAUUUAUAAUGAAACAAUUGCGCAGGAAGGUUUCUACACAAAAGGGCAGUUGUGUGUUUUUUUCCCUGUCUGCGUAACACGUAGCCCAUUUUCCUGUAAUGUUAUGCUAAUUGUGACUUUCCCGCAUGAACCUUAUUCAGAAUGCUUUGUAAAUACUUCAAGUAUCACGAAGACCAGAAUCUGGUAUCUGUAGUUCCACUGCGGUGAGAGAGCUAGCGGUGGCGUAAUUGAAUGGUUGCAGUGGCUGGCAUUGCCUGUUGAGCCUCAUUUUGUUUACCUCCACAUAGUAUAGAUAAAAGGUUGCGAUGAGAGCCACGGGAGUCUUAUCACUGCAUUAUACUGUGUGAUUUAGUGUUAGCAUUACCACGGCCGUCGGAACUUUAUAAAUGGGUCUCUUAUUAAAGGCCAGUUUGUACCAUAUAUCAUUGCCCUGAUAUUUACCGGUUUCAGAAAACCUCCCUGAAGAUCCGCCUCCUGCUGUCUCAGUAUAUAGUAUAUACAGUAGUCUAUGCUGUUAUUGCAGAUAGCGGUGCUGUAGGGGACACGCGUGCAUAGUGACAAUGUCCAGAAUAAACGUUGCAGCCUCGUUCAUAAGACCUACGUCUGCCUGCAAACGGCGAAAUGUGUUGAACAUGGAGAAAAGUUAUUUUUACAUUGCACUUUUUACUCUUAGUUCAUUUUCACUACAUGGAUCUGCGUAUCCUCUAUGCAACGUCGUUAGUUCUGCGACUGUUUCAGAGAUUGCCCCCGACACAUUUAUUCAGGGAUGCGUUUAUUGACCGACCUGCUGGAGGCGACCGUCCGGCUCCUCGCUGUAAUGCGUCUGUGCUGCGGCCAAGGAGUUGGCCGGGCCUCUCUCGCCUCCUGCCCGCUGUCUAACCCCCAUGGCGUCUGAUCGCACGGUUGUCUCUCCAUACUUAUUGCUGCCAAUGUUUGAAUAUAUUUUCUAUCAGUGUUUUACCGGCCCGGCGUACAGUUAUUUACUAGACCUGUCACUUCUACCUCAACACGUGGUCCUGGGGUACACAACGUACAUUUCAAUUUUUCACAUAACUUUGUACUCAAUAAAUAUUUUAAAGCGCUA
Molecule: messenger RNA, 5370 nt
Organism: Pseudophryne corroboree (corroboree frog)
Lineage: Eukaryota; Metazoa; Chordata; Amphibia; Anura; Myobatrachidae
Exons: 5
Coding region: 112-3603 (1163 amino acids)
Biological process (GO): regulation of DNA-templated transcription
Source: RefSeq, a predicted model, not a curated record